AUGAAUUCUUCAUUUCAACCACCAAACCCAGUUCCGCCCAGAACUAGCUCUACGGGGGCUACGAAUGGUCCGAGCAGUCCGCCCGCCCACCGACACAGGACGUCGCACGUGGACGAUUCCACGGGGCAGGCGAAGCACAAACACAGACGGAACAAGUCCAGCGUGGAUGGCACGAAAUACAAGGAUGGAACGUGGUCCUCGAAGAAUGAGAAGAUCCUCAUCGGCCCUUAUGACUACAUGCACCAACAUCCGGGCAAGGACGUGCGCCGCCAGCUGAUCGAAGCGUUCAAUUCCUGGCUUCAGGUUCCCCCGGAGAGUCUGGCGAUUAUCUCCAAGGUGGUGACCAUGCUACAUACGGCGUCGCUACUAAUUGACGACGUCGAAGACAACUCAGUUCUCCGCCGUGGAGUCCCCGUCGCGCACAAUAUCUUCGGCACAGCCCAGACUAUCAACUCCGCUAAUUACGUCUACUUUCUCGCCCUCCAAGAGAUUCAACAACUAAAUAAUCCCGCCGCUAUCGACAUCUACGUGAAGGAACUCCUGAACCUCCACCGCGGCCAAGGGAUGGAUCUUUUCUGGCGCGAUACCCUCACCUGUCCAACCGAAGACGAGUAUCUAGAAAUGGUCGGCAACAAAACCGGCGGUCUCUUUCGCCUAGCGGUAAAGCUAAUGCAAGCCGAGAGUGCAACUGGAAAGGACUGCGUGAGCCUAGUAAACGUGAUGGGUCUGAUCUUCCAAAUAUGCGACGACUACCUCAACCUAUCCAACACAACAUACACCAAAAAUAAGGGUCUGUGUGAAGACUUGACCGAGGGUAAAUUUUCCUUUCCAAUCAUUCACAGCAUUCGCGCCAAUCCCUCCAAUCAUCAGCUUCUCAGCAUCCUGAAGCAGAAGACCCAGGAUGAGGAGGUCAAGCGCCACGCCAUGCAUUACAUGGAGAGCACGGGCAGCUUCGCGCACACGCAGCAAACUGUGGCCGAGCUCCGCGAUCGAGCUUUGAAUCUCAUCGAGAUGAUUGACGCUACGCCCCGCAUCAACGGUGCCGGGGACGGGGCAAUGGUGCGUGCAGUCUUGCAUAAAAUUGUUGAGACCACGCUAUCGGACGAGGAUUCUAAUAGUAGAGAAGUAUGA
Penicillium atrosanguineum is the source of this 1131-nucleotide messenger RNA. Its product is annotated as FPP/GGPP synthase family protein. Gene Ontology annotation, molecular function: prenyltransferase activity. Gene Ontology annotation, biological process: isoprenoid biosynthetic process. The transcript is spliced from 2 exons. NCBI's taxonomy places the organism in Eukaryota, Fungi, Ascomycota, Eurotiomycetes, Eurotiales, Aspergillaceae. Bases 1 to 1131 code for a protein of 376 amino acids. The record is from RefSeq and is a predicted model, not a curated record.